AUGUCAACUUAGAAGGGGAACAUCAAGAAGAAGGGACAAAAGUAUCAGAACGACACUAAAUUUCAACAUAAUAAAAAGUCCAAGAAGACAGAGAAAAUACUCCAAACUCCCUUAGAUCAUCUAUGCCAGAGAUGUCUCGACAUUCUAUAGUGGAAGAUAGAUUAUAGAAAGUAUAAGCCAUUGACAGCUCUAGCAAAGUGCAAUACUUGUCUAUAGAGAUGCAUCAACAAAGCAUAUAGAAUGAUUUGCGAGAAAUGCGCUGAAAAACCAACAGCUGAGGGAGUGAAACAGCUUCUCUGUACUAAAUGUGGAAAAGAUACUCUUACUGAAGGAGGAGUAGGCUAUGCUGAAUAAGCCCUGACAAGUAAAGCAUAAAAUGAGCAAUAGGCCAAGCUUGAAAGUGAUAUGGAAGAAACAUUGAAAACUUUGAAGGAAAGAUGCAAAAGAACUGUUUUAAGAAAGAUUGACACUGGAGAAGUUACUUAUGAUCCAAUCAAGAAGAUAUUUAUAUACAAGGAUACAGAUGAAGAGUACAAAGUAGGAGAAAAGAGGGAUGGAGAUAAGGAUAGCGAUGAUGAUAGUGAAAAUGACUCUAAUGAUGAUGAAAAUUCUGAUAAAGAUAAAGAUGAUGAUAGUGAGGAAGAAAAGAAAGAAUCUAAAGAAAAGAUUAAAACAUAGCCUGCUAUCAUAACAUAAAAAGAUGAAGUUAAGGAAGAAGACAAAAAGGAGGAAGAAAAAUAGUAAUGA
Messenger RNA from Stylonychia lemnae, 747 nucleotides. NCBI's taxonomy places the organism in Eukaryota, Ciliophora, Spirotrichea, Sporadotrichida, Oxytrichidae. The record is from the annotation of a GenBank genome assembly.